AUGUGUGCAGAGGCAGUGACGCCGCCACUGCGCGUGGAGCUGCGCCUCCAGCUGGCCGUGCUGCGGGCGGUGAGCGCGUGGGCGCCGGACGGGUGGCCGGCACUGCGCCACGUGUACCACGCGUACACCGGCUGUGUGGUGGCGCUGCUGGCGACGCUGGUGGCUGCCCAGGGCAUGGCGGCGCGCCACUUCUGGGGGGACAUGCUCAGCGUAGCCAUGAACGCCUGCCUCAUAUUCACCUACGUCACGGCCUCCCUCAAGGCCGUCGCCUUCGUCACCAUGCACCACUUCGCAGACACACUCGUCCACGACAUCAACAGGGGUCUGCAGGAAUUCGGAGAAUCCUACAGACAGGAGAAAGAAGCGGUUUACGCGGCGUGUGCACGCCAGAGCGUGCUGCUGACGUGCGUCCACGUGGGCAUGGGUGCGGUGGUGCACGUGUGCUGGCUGACGCUGCCCGCCACCAAGGUGGCCGCCUGCCAGACCGUCGAGUGCCGCGUCAAGGAGGGCCUGCCCGCGCUCGUCUGGUUCCCCUUCCCCUUCACCGAGCCGCCCUUCUACGAGGCUGUGUACGUAGGCGUGUCGCUGGCGCUGUUCUACGGCUACAUCCUGACCACGAUGUUGGAUGGCUUCUUCUUCGCGCUCAUCAUCUAUACUGCGGGCCAGCUGCGAGUCCUCAACCUGAUGGCCACACGCUUGUGCGACCCUGAGCCAGGCUCCAAGGUCUGCACGGACCAGCAGCUGCAGCGGCGCAUGGCGGAGGUCGUCCAGUGCCACGCACACAUCGACAGGUGUGUGCAGCGGCUGAGCACCCUGCUCGGCCCCAUCCUGCUGGGGCAGUUCCUUUCAGACAUCCUCACCAUCAGCAUCACCGCGUUCGUUGCUACAGCUGCGAAGACGGAUUCGGAGUGGCUGUUCAAGUACGGGUCGUACCUGUCCGCAAUAUCGGAGCAGCUGCUACUCUACUGCUGGCUGGGCCACGAUAUCCUCACAGAGCAAUGA
Molecule: messenger RNA, 1002 nt
Organism: Schistocerca nitens (vagrant locust)
Lineage: Eukaryota; Metazoa; Arthropoda; Insecta; Orthoptera; Acrididae
Exons: 6
Coding region: 1-1002 (333 amino acids)
Biological process (GO): sensory perception of smell; detection of chemical stimulus involved in sensory perception of smell
Cellular component (GO): plasma membrane
Molecular function (GO): odorant binding; olfactory receptor activity
Source: RefSeq, a predicted model, not a curated record